AUGGCGAAGCAGUUAGAAAUCAAUGUCAUCGCGGCUCGUGGUCUAGCCCAAGUCUCGAAACUUAUGAAAACAUAUGUGGUUGCAUGGAUCGAUCCAAACGAGAAGCUCACUACAUCGAUUGACCACAAUGGAAAUACCAAUCCCACAUGGAAUUAUCGUUUCAUAUUUCGCUCCGAAGACAUGUCUCUUUCUUCCGAUCAUUCCACCGUAACCUUUGAGAUAUAUAACAUCUCGUUUCUACGUGACAUACCUAUUGGUGUAGUUUGUGUGCCUAUCAAUAGCCUUGUAUCUUAUACCAAUACCAAUAGGAUGGAAAAUGAAAAUGUUAUUAUUCCUCUCCCAAUCCAAAGCACAUAUGGUAUUUUUCAAGGCACACUUUACAUUGAUAUCAAUUUCAUUGACCUAAACAUUAUCAACAUUGAUUCUCCUUUAAGAUCCAACGAUCUAGACGAAGAAAAAGCUCAAAAUAAGGAUGGGAACAAGAAAUCGGGACGUGAAGUGACUAAGAAAAAAUCUAUAAAAAGGCUCAUAUCAUGGAGGUCUAAAAGCGAUAAAUCUAUGUCUAAGCACUCGGAAUCAUCACUACGAACCGCUUCAAGUUCAAUAUUUAGUGGACCAAUAUUUGGUGGGUUAAGAUUUAUGAGGGCAUGGUCUAAGAAAACUAGCGAGGCUAGAUCGCCAACCUCAUUCGUCGUAAGUCCAUUGCCAACCGAUGUGGCGUCGAAAUUGGGAAAGGGUUGGUAUUCAUCAUCAUCAUCAAUUGGUAGUUCUAUUCUAGAGAAUUGGACAUUGUUAGGCGAUAGAGGAGAAGAAGAUACCAUUAUUGAGACUCGAGAUGAUCAAUGGAGGCCUAAGAAGUUUUCGAAAGAAAACAAACGAAAACCUCAUAAGAACUCCUCAUCCAAAGGUGGACAAGGAUUGCUUUCGUGUUUUGGGAACUUGUGUGGGUAUGAUUGCAAUAUUAUUUGCGGGUCAGGCAAGGGAAAAAAGAAGAAGAGAAAAAGCUAA
Messenger RNA from Impatiens glandulifera, 1008 nucleotides. RefSeq lists its product as uncharacterized. The record is from RefSeq and is a predicted model, not a curated record. NCBI's taxonomy places the organism in Eukaryota, Viridiplantae, Streptophyta, Magnoliopsida, Ericales, Balsaminaceae. Gene Ontology annotation, biological process: defense response. The coding region runs from base 1 to 1008 and encodes 335 amino acids. The transcript has a single exon.